This is a messenger RNA of Quercus robur (English oak), 454 nucleotides long. Its product is annotated as kinesin-like protein KIN-10B. The record is from RefSeq and is a predicted model, not a curated record. Gene Ontology annotation, molecular function: microtubule motor activity; microtubule binding; ATP binding. Bases 11 to 454 code for a protein of 147 amino acids. Lineage: Eukaryota; Viridiplantae; Streptophyta; Magnoliopsida; Fagales; Fagaceae. The transcript has 3 exons. Gene Ontology annotation, biological process: microtubule-based movement; mitotic spindle organization.
UGAGGUCUAUAUGGACAGGUGCUACGAUCUUUUAGAGCUCAAGGGGAAGGAAAUUGCAGUUUUGGAUGAUAAAAACGGGCAAAUUCAUCUCCGCGGACUAUCUCAGGUCCCUGUGAAGUCGAUGUCUGAAUUCUAUGAGAUAUUUUCUUGUGGGAUUCAGAGGAGGAAAAUCGCGCACACCGGGCUUAACGAUGUCUCUAGUAGGAGCCAUGGGGUGCUAGUGAUUGCCGUUUCUACUCCUUAUGGUGAUGGCUCUGAGGCUGUUGUUACUGGGAAGCUGAACCUUAUAGACUUGGCAGGUAAUGAAGAUAAUAGAAGGACCUGCAAUGAAGGAAUUCGUCUCCUAGAGAGUGCCAAGAUCAACCAGUCUUUGUUUGCAUUGUCCAAUGUGAUUUAUGCACUGAAUAAUAACAAAGGUCUGGCCGAUGCUUGCUUGGAGACAUUGAGUAGAUAG